AUGUCCCAAACACCAGAAACUCUCCAUUACCCUCCCCAACUCAGAGAUUUUCUAGCCUUUCCAAAUAUAAAACUCCCUGAUACUUUCUCAACUUUCAUGAAAAGUCUUCUAGCCAUCUGUGCAAUUGCUUCAAUCUCUCUCAUCUCUUACUCUACAUUCUCAAACCACUCACAGUGGCUCAAUCGUUCAGAAUGUGAACAAACCUUCACACGUUCAAGCUAUGAGGAUUAUUAUGUAUUGGACCAUGAAGAAACCAAUAUUUCACAUAUACUCUUUGGGAUUGGAGGCUCAGCCAAGACAUGGAAUGAUCGUCAGCAUUACUGUGAAUCAUGGUGGAAACCUAAUGUCACUCGAGGUUUUAUGUGGCUCAACGAAAAGCCGGCCAAUAACACAAGGUGGCCGGAAACAUCCCCACCUUAUAGGAUCUCCGAGGACUCAUCGAGGUUCAGGUACACGAGCUGGUAUGGUUCGAGGUCCACCGUACGCAUUGCACGCGUAAUAAAGGAGAGUUUUCAACUAGGGUUACAAAAUGUGAGGUGGUUCGUGUUGGGUGACGAUGAUACAGUGUUUUUUACCGAGAAUUUGGUCACGGUUUUGGCUAAGUAUGACCAUAAUCAGAUGUAUUAUAUUGGUGGGAAUUCGGAGAGCGUUGAACAAGAUGUGAUACAUUCUUAUACUAUGGCCUAUGGUGGUGGUGGGUUCGCCAUUAGUUACCCCUUAGCCGCUGAGCUUGUUAGGGUUCUUGAUGGGUGCAUUGAUCGAUAUGCAUCUUUGUACGGAUCUGAUCAGAAGAUUGGAGGUUGCAUAAGCGAGAUUGGUGUACCGGUCACUAAGGAGCUCGGUUUUCAUCAGGUAGACAUACGAGGGGACCCAUUUGGAUUACUAGCAGCACACCCAGUGGCACCAUUAGUGUCACUCCACCACCUAGACUAUGUGGAGCCAAUGUUUCCCGGAUUGACCCGUAUCAACUCCCUCAAGAAGCUAGUCCAAGCCUACAAAAUGGACCCGGGUCGGGCCCUGCAGCAUACUUUCUGCUACGACCUAAAGAGGAACUGGUCCAUUUCAGUUUCGUGGGGCUACACCGUGCAGUUGUACCCAUCAUUGGUCACAGCCAAGGUGUUGGCAACUCCAAUUCAAACGUUUGUGACGUGGAGGAGUUGGAGUCAGGAUCCAUUCACAUUCAAUACCCGGCACAUGAGCGAGGACCCGUGCGAAAGGCCAGUGAUUUAUUUAGUUGACCGAGUUGUGGAGGUUGGAACGGGUCAGACCCAGAGCAUGUACAAGAGGACUGUGGAUGAGAAAGGAAAGCAAUGUGGUGAGAAAAAGUAUCUGCCAGCAUUUUCUGUUCAGUAUUUCAAUGUCUCAGCGGCAGUGUUCGAGGCUGACUUGUGGAAGAAGGCACCACGAAGACAGUGCUGUGAGGUCGUCAAUGGUGAUCAUGGGGUGGUGGGCGGUGUCUUACAAGUCAAGAUCAGAGGCUGCAAUCGGUGGGAAACUGUAACACCGCCGUAG
Messenger RNA from Ilex paraguariensis (yerba mate), 1512 nucleotides. Lineage: Eukaryota; Viridiplantae; Streptophyta; Magnoliopsida; Aquifoliales; Aquifoliaceae. The record is from the annotation of a GenBank genome assembly.